UCUGUCUGCAGUCGUCACAAAAAAAGCUGUUGUCUCCAAACACAUCGUCUCUGCGUCUUUGAUAGGUAGUUGAUAACAGACUUACAGACUGAUGGGGCUGGCUGAUCUUUCUGCGAAUAUAAAAAAGCAGCAGCAGCAGCUACAAAGCCAUUCAAGGACAGAAGACACUUCUGACAACAAGCAACCUCAGUAAAAGCUCAUCUAUCUACCCUGUGGACUCUCUGGAUUUUGUGAACCCUUCAGUAUGGCUGUGUUCUUUACCGUGGCUCUUCUGGCUAUGGCAUGUCCUUUAAUGGCAUUUGACAUGGGUCAGUCCACUCGUUGCGUCGCUAUCCCCAACCAGAUGAAAGUCUGCAAGGAUGUUGGAUACUCUGAGAUGCGGCUGCCUAACUUCUUGGGUCACAGCAACCUGGAAGGUGAGGUGGUGCCACGUUCAGAGGACUGGAGGCCCAUGCUGCAGACAGGCUGCCACCCUCAAGCCCAAGCCUUCCUCUGCUCCCUCAUUGCCCCCGUCUGUCUUGACACUUUUAUUCAGCCAUGCCGUAGUCUGUGUGUGGCAGUGAGGGACAGCUGUGCUCCUGUGCUCGCCUGCCAGGGUCACCCAUGGCCCGAGGAACUUGAUUGCGACCGCUUUCCUACCGAGGAAGACAUGUGCCUUACUCCUCACGCAAAAUUUGGCCACAUUGCAAAAGAUUUACCCAAGCCUGCCUGCCAAAACUGUCCAUCUGUGGAUUUAGCUCCUGCCAUGAAAACAGUCCUGGAUGCUUUUUGCCAGCAUGACUUUGCUGUGACUGCCAAACUUCACCGACGUCGCCUACCCAUGGGAGAGCCAGAGUUUGAUGUGGAGGGCCGUGUUGAGUUUAUUCGCCAGGGACCUCUCCUGCCCUAUGACACACAACACCUACUCCAGCAGUGGCUCCUCAUCAACCUUCAGUGUGCCAAUGCGCUUUUGCGCCCCGGACGGUCACAGCUUUAUGUGCUGACUGGUUCCGUGCAGCGUGAUGGCACCCUUGCUCUUACCCGUCUCUUCCCUUGGCACAAAAAAGACACAAGCAUUGCAGUGGCCACUCGCAAGUGGAAGCACUACAGAUGUUGAAUGGAUUGAUACUUAGAUGUAAAAACUGGGGCUCUGAAUCUGUGUUUGAAGUGUAGACUCACAUAUGAACAAUUUGUUUUUAUUUUAUUUAUUUACUUUACCUUUAUUUUACCAGGAGUAUUCCCAUUGAGAUUCCGAAUCUCUUUCACAAGGGACUUCUGGUUAAGACAGCAGUAUAAGAAAAUUCACAUAAAACAAGCAUCAGACUUAUAUGAUUCCACACCUAAAACACAUUAUGAUUUAAGACCAAAUCAAGGAGGACUUAUGACAUCCAGUGAGAAUUUGUGAAGUGAGCUGAAGGGAUUUAAGAACAGAGCUGGACAUCAACACCGUUGCCUCCCUCAGCAGGUCACUUUCUCACCACUGCUUUGACAGCACACAG
Molecule: messenger RNA, 1478 nt
Organism: Perca flavescens (yellow perch)
Lineage: Eukaryota; Metazoa; Chordata; Actinopteri; Perciformes; Percidae
Gene: szl
Product: sizzled
Exons: 4
Coding region: 245-1096 (283 amino acids)
Biological process (GO): canonical Wnt signaling pathway; non-canonical Wnt signaling pathway
Molecular function (GO): Wnt-protein binding
Source: RefSeq, a predicted model, not a curated record